AUGCAGAGGGGCAGGUCGUGGUUCGGCUGUGUGCCCAUGAGCACGGCGGCGCUGCCCGUGGAGAGGGAUUUUGAUCUUCCUGCGGUGAAGCCGUCGUGGCCCUCGUCCGCCUCAGAUGGAGGAUUCGCAAAGGGCAGCAUCGACCUGGGAGGCAUGGAGGUGCGCCAAGUCACCACCUUCGCCAAGGUCUGGUCCACCACGCAGGGCGGCCAAGACGGCCUCGGCGCCACCUUCUUCAAGCCGGCGCCUGUCCCGGCCGGAUUCCACGCGCUCGGACACUACGCGCAGCCCAACAACCGGCCGCUCUUCGGCCACGUCCUCGUCGCCCGGGACGCGUCCGGCACCGGGGCGCUCCUUGCCCCGCCGCUGGACUACGCCCUUGUCUGGUCCAGCGGCCAGGACGAUGGCGCGGGCUUCUUCUGGCUCCCGACGCCGCCCGAUGGCUACAAGGCCGUCGGCGUGGCGGUCACGGCCACCAAGGAUAAGCCGCAGCCCGGAGAGGUCAUGUGCGUCCGCGCCGACUUCACCGACGCGUGCGAGGCCGAGGAGUCGGUGUGGGGCAGCGACAAGGACGGCUUCAGCGCCACCGGCCUGAGACCCGCGGUUCGCGGCAUCGACGCCCGCGGCGUGCACACCGGCACGUUCCUUGCACGAAGCAACGCCGCGCCGGCGAGCGCCUCGGCCUUGGCGUGUCUCAAGAACAACAGCGCGGCUUACACGUCGUGCAUGCCCGACCUGCCUCAGCUGAACGCCGUCCUCGCGGCCUACUCGCCGCACGUGUACCUCCACCCCAGCGACCCGUAUCUCCCUUCGUCGGUCACGUGGUUCUUCGAGAACGGCGCGCUGCUGUACCAGAAGGGCAACCCGACGCCGACGCCCGUGGCCGCCGACGGGUCCAACCUCCCGCAGGGCGGCGGCAACGACGACGCCUACUGGCUGGACCUGCCGGCGGACGCCGGCCAGAAGGAGCGGGUCAAGAAGGGCGACCUUGCCGGCGCCAAGGCGUACGUGCAGGCGAAGCCGAUGCUGGGAGGGACGGCGACGGACCUCGCCUUGUUCUUCUUCUACCCGUUCAACGGCCCCGCGCGGGCCAAGGUCGGGCCCCUCACCAUCCCGCUCGGCAUGAUCGGCGAGCACGUCGGCGACUGGGAGCACCUGACGCUGCGCGUGAGCAACUUCUCCGGCGAGCUCCUCCGGAUGUACUUCUCCCAGCACAGCACGGGCGCCUGGGCGGACGCGUCGCAGCUGGAGUACCUCGACGGCCGGCCGGUGGCGUACGCGUCGCGCCACGGCCAUGCCUUCUACCCCAGGGAGGGGAUGGUGCUGCAGGGGGACUCGAAGCUCGGGGUCGGGAUAAGGAACGACUGCGCCAAGGGGAGCAGGUUGGACACCGGCGGCGGGCGGUGCGAGCUGGUGUCGGCGGAGUACCUCGGCGCUGCCGGGAAGGUGGCCGAGCCGGCGUGGCUCGGGUUCGAGAGGGGGUGGGGGCCGAGGGAGGAGUACGACAUAGGCCGCGAGAUCAACCGUGCGGCGAGGAUCCUGCCGCGCGCCAUCAAGGAGCGGCUGGCUCAGCUAGUGAACAAGCUGCUGGUCGGGGAAGGCCCCACGGGGCCCAAGAUGAAGGGCAGCUGGAGAAACGACGAGAGGGAUCCCUGA
Triticum turgidum subsp. durum (durum wheat) is the source of this 1656-nucleotide messenger RNA. The record is from the annotation of a GenBank genome assembly. Lineage: Eukaryota; Viridiplantae; Streptophyta; Magnoliopsida; Poales; Poaceae.